AAGCUAGCAAGACGCAGCUGAUAGAAAGGCUCGCAAGUGUGGAUGCUGUGCAUUGCAUGCGCAAAGCAUGAGUUACUGUAUGAGUAGAUUCCGCAGCAGCCUGUGUGAUUUCUCUUGAGUAGCUUUUCAGCCUUCUGUUGAAAAGUGUUCGAGAGAAAAGGACAGCUGCUACUUUAAGCCAGUCUUUUUACUACAGGCUGCGCUGUCGCGAACGCUGUCAGCAGUUGCAACCUUGCUCUGAACAGGAGCUGAAGGUUGUGUGAAUUGACUCUUGAGCAAGCAAGCAAGCAAGCAGUCGCCAUGGAGGGAGUUUGUCGCUGUUCUUGGCAGUGCACGCCCUUUUCUAGCUUCGCUACCACCACAUCAAACCAAUCUCCCAAAUCGGCUAGAAGUAAAUCAUCGGGUAGCCCCCCCUCAGCUAGCGGACACCUCCCUCUUCUGUCCAGUUCCAACCAGCGGCUUUGUCCUGCAUCUCAAACUAGAUGCAGAGGAAUUGCCAGAAGGCUGCGAAGCGCGUUUCUCAGUCCAUGGCAGCUUGCUUUGAAAUCGGAGAGGACACCAGCUCGAUGGCGCUCUCAAAAACAUGGCGUAGUGCGGUCAUUGGCUAAAGAACAGCGGGGGGGAUCUUCACAGAAGGAGCCAGAGCUGGACGUGGCCGUCUUCCGCUUCACCUUAGGGAUCCCAGGCGUUGAGGACGCCCUUCUGCCAAGAAUCCUAGGUUGUUUGGUCGGGGUGCUGCUCGUGGGGAACCAUUUGGCUACUCCAGCCCCCAUAGCCGACGCCCAGCUAAGGUCAGAAGCAUUAGGCGCCAUUCUCGCAGUGUUGGCGUGCAUAGUCCCUUCCAUCAGUCGACGCCUGCAGGAGGGUAAAGGUGGGCGGCGCGCCAGCCCCGACGAAUUGGACGGCACGAGCCAGCGGGUGUUCGCUCUAGAUCCCACUCUGCCUGACGUCAUCAAGCAGCAGCUGGCGUGGACCACGUACAGUCUGCUCAAGAACACCCGCACUAACUUGGUGCUCAUAAGCGAUGGGCGUCGAGUAGUCUGCGCUCGAGGAGCGGUCUCUGCGUCUAUGCCAACCCCUUUGUUGCAGUUACUAACGGAAUCUCUAGAAGAAAAGCUUGUGAAGGAGGUCCUGCGGACUAAACGCUACCUCUCAGACCGGGGAGCUCUUUCCUCAGCAGGCGUAGAUAGGUGGAGCUUUGUUCCGUCAAGUGUUCGCUCCGCGUGUUUUCAAGCAGUUCCGUCGCCGUCGAACGGGACCAUAAUGCUCUUUUCGGACGAGGACCGCUUCUUGUUACCAAAAGAUAGGAUAUGGGUUGAAGGACUCGCGAGCCGCCUUUUUGCGAGCGAGCACAAAGAGGAACCGUCGAGGAAUCCAGAGCAAGUUUCAGAAACUGCCACACAAACGACAGUCAAUUCUCGUUGAAGAAAGCUUGUCACUCAUGCGAACCCGCUACAAGCUUUGCCUUUGGGCAAACAGCUCGACGGUUGGCAGGUUCAGUGGAAAACUCUCUUCUGCUC
This is a messenger RNA of Klebsormidium nitens, 1520 nucleotides long. The record is from the annotation of a GenBank genome assembly. NCBI's taxonomy places the organism in Eukaryota, Viridiplantae, Streptophyta, Klebsormidiophyceae, Klebsormidiales, Klebsormidiaceae.